Aplysia californica (California sea hare) is the source of this 2261-nucleotide messenger RNA. RefSeq names its product hydroxyacyl-coenzyme A dehydrogenase, mitochondrial. Bases 130 to 1062 code for a protein of 310 amino acids. Gene Ontology annotation, molecular function: NAD+ binding; (3S)-3-hydroxyacyl-CoA dehydrogenase (NAD+) activity. Lineage: Eukaryota; Metazoa; Mollusca; Gastropoda; Aplysiida; Aplysiidae. Gene Ontology annotation, biological process: fatty acid beta-oxidation. The record is from RefSeq and is a predicted model, not a curated record. The transcript has 8 exons. Gene Ontology annotation, cellular component: mitochondrion.
CGAUGCCGCAAGUCACACACGACAAAGUUCAAAGUUCAAAGUCUCUUUUCUUCGGUUCAGCCAGCCGGGCAAGAACUUGAAACCUGGAACUCUGGAACCUGAGAUCCGACCGAGUGGAACGCCUCAAGCAUGUCGUUUUCCUCCAAAAUAUUUGUGAGGGGUUUGGCAACCUCAGCAAAACAAUGGAGUCCGAUCAAAACUGUUACUAUAAUUGGCAGUGGUUUAAUGGGAUCUGGAAUCGCACAGGUGGCUGCUUCCACUGGUCACAAGGUCACAGUUGUAGAUCAGACCCAAGACAUUGUGGACAAAGCUAGUGCCUCCAUUAAAAAAAGUCUGUCUCGUGUUGUGAAAAAGAAAUUUCCAGAUGAUCCUAAGGCUCAACAGACGUAUAUUGCUGACACAAUGGGACACUUGACCCUGCAAACCGAUGCUGUUUCUGCUGUAAAAAGUGCUGAUCUGGUGGUAGAAGCAAUUGUCGAGAAUCUUGACGUUAAGAGAAAGCUGUUUGCUACAUUAGAUGAAGCUGCUCCUCAACACACUGUUUUUGCAAGCAAUACAUCGUCAAUUCCAAUUAAAGAUAUUGCAGUUGCCACCAAAAGAGGUGACAGAUUUGGUGGUCUCCAUUUCUUCAAUCCUGUUCCAAUGAUGAAGUUAGUAGAAGUCAUUAGGAUUCCAGAAACAUCAGAGGAGACUUACAAUGCUUUAGAGGCCUUUGGAAAAGCUGUUGGAAAGAAAACUGUCCAAUGCAAGGAUGAAAAAGGUUUCAUUGUCAAUCGCCUCCUCGUACCUUACAUGGUGGAAUCCAUAAGACUGGCUGAAAGAGGGGAUGCAUCAACCCGCGACAUUGACGUUGCCAUGAAGCUUGGUGCUGGGUACCCAAUGGGACCCUUUGAACUGUUGGACUAUGUGGGCCUGGAUACCAUCAAGUUUAUCUUGGAUGGCUGGCAUGAAAGUGAUCCCACCAACCCUCUGUUCCAGCCAUGUGAGAGUUUGAACAAAUUGGUGAAGGAAAACAAAUUUGGCAUGAAGACAGGAGAAGGGUUCUACUCUUAUGACAAAUAAGUUGCUCAGGGAAUGGUGUGCUUGUUUGAACUGUUAAAAAAUGAGGAAAGAAAUUUAUGGUGAAUAAGUGAACAAUUUUUUUAGACUUGGUUGUAUGGAAAACAAUAUCAGGUUCUGUGGAUGUCUCUCAUUUCUUUGUUGCAGGAUCAGUUGGGGGGGGGGGGGGGGUAAAAGUUGUGCUUUCUGUAACAAAAACAACACACACGUGUUCGUACUUAGAAGCAUACUUUAUUUUGUUACCGAACUUUUAAGUAACUUUCUUACUUUCGGAAUGUAAUCAAUGUCAAUAGUCUUUUCUUGGUUGUGGUAAAUAUUACCUUUAAAAAGAUAUUUGAUAACAAUUAUAACCAAAUAAUAUACAUAACCAGGGUUUGUUUUGAUUACUUGUAGUUAGACACAAUCAUACAACAUCAUAAUAUUGUUUAAUGGCAGCUUAAACUAAUUAUAUCGAUCCUUUUUGUGUGGGUUUUUUAUUUUUAAAUUCAGUUUUAGGUUCUACUGUCUGAAUUCGGCUAUUUGUUUUAAAAGAAUAAUAUUUUGAGUGUGUUCUUUGUUGCUUAGUCAAAGACAAUUUACCUGUUACUCAGUACCAAAACUAUCUUGUAGUUACUGUGAUACUUUUUUUGUUGAGUUAUUUUGAUUCUGGGUGGAAGGUUCCAUGCCCUAUCAGUAUUGAAUUGAUAUGAGGAUUAGAGAAUAAGUCUCAUGGUGGAACUGAUGAUUUUGUUUUUGUUUUGAUGUGAUAGAUGGUGGGGCUGUGGAGGUAGCAGGAAAAUUUGUAGUUUUGUAGUGCUGUUGAUUACGUUGUCGAAGCUGUAAGCACAAAAGUGGUGAUGUUAAUUGUUAUGACCAUUUAGAGCUGGAAAGAUAAAAUAGCCUUUCGUAUGUUAUGCAGACCAAUUCAUAGUAUAACACAGUCACUGAUGUACCAUGUACUGAUAUUUGUUUGUUAACUACAAAGGAGAGUGGUAAAUGCACAGCUUGUCUUGCAUUGAGAUGCUCACAUGCUGGUGUAAAGCCACUCUGCGGGUCUUUCCAUGCCUGUUGCUUUGUAAAAAUGUGUACUUCAUCUACCUGCCUAGAAUGUGGUGAGAUCGGGAGAUGUGUCGGGUUGCCUUCACUGUGAGUGUGAUAUUGUUCUAAAUGGUUAAAGGUUUUUGGAAAUGAUCAAUAAAAUUGAUGAAAUGUUAUAAAGCUCA